This is a messenger RNA of Amyelois transitella, 534 nucleotides long. RefSeq lists its product as uncharacterized. The transcript is spliced from 3 exons. NCBI's taxonomy places the organism in Eukaryota, Metazoa, Arthropoda, Insecta, Lepidoptera, Pyralidae. The record is from RefSeq and is a predicted model, not a curated record. Bases 1 to 534 code for a protein of 177 amino acids.
AUGGUGAUUCUGAUGCAGACAAUGCAUAGGGAGGGAAGGAUCAGACACCAAGCGCUGAACCAAGUGAGGUUUUACUACGAGAAGUCGCCGCAUUACGAAAUGGGGUAUCUGAUGGGCGAAAUCAUUGAGAGAUACAGAAAAAUGGUGAACCACGCCCGCCGCCGGCACACGUGGAGAAGCACCCACGUGCACUGGUUGGUCAAGAGAAUACAGACGAUACAGCACUUGUACUUCGAAAUCGUCCACCUUUGCGGUAUGAUGCACGAGAUUCAGCUCAAAUACAGGUCGGUGAUGGAGUUCGCCGACAUGACGUCUAAAGUACCGUAUUACAAAAUGCAAGAGAUGCAGCACAAAAUAAGGCAGGAACUGAAAAAGAAGGAGUUGGAAAGGCAGAAGGCGCAGAAGAAGAUUCUGAAGAACAGAAUAAAGGCAGCGAAGAAGGAAGGCUACUGGGAGAAGUUCGUUCUGCCCCCCAAGAAGAAAGGCCCGUGGCCUCAUGACUACGGCUGGGAUAUUGGCGAGUUCUUCUGGUGA